AUGUCCAACAACAUGGCCAAGAUUGCAGAUGCUAGAAAGACGGUCGAACAACUGAAACUGGAGGUCAACAUAGAGAGGAUGAUGAUAUCCAAAGCAGCAGCUGAUCUGAUGGCAUAUUGUGAUGCUCAUGCCAAAGAAGACCCCCUGGUGACUCCAUUAACUGCUGAGAACCCGUUCCGAGAAAAGAAAAUAUUCUGUGCUAUACUAUAA
Molecule: messenger RNA, 210 nt
Organism: Gymnodraco acuticeps
Lineage: Eukaryota; Metazoa; Chordata; Actinopteri; Perciformes; Bathydraconidae
Gene: gng8
Product: guanine nucleotide binding protein (G protein), gamma 8
Exons: 2
Coding region: 1-210 (69 amino acids)
Biological process (GO): G protein-coupled receptor signaling pathway
Cellular component (GO): heterotrimeric G-protein complex
Molecular function (GO): G-protein beta-subunit binding
Source: RefSeq, a predicted model, not a curated record